AUGCAACUUUCACAAGAGCCAGAGGAUUUUCCAGGGAACUGUUCAGACUUGGCUAAUCCACUGAUGGGAGCUGUACAUGGCUAUUUGUGUGGCUCUGAGCACCCAAACCACACUGACAACCACAGCAUCCCUGGAGAUGACAAGGAGGAGCUGCUCCUGAAAUACCUGGGACCCAGGAAAUCCAGCUUUUUCACCCCCGUCUGCAUCAUCUACCUGUGGAUCUUCGUGGUGGGAGCCUUGGGCAAUGCCCUGACCUGCAUCGUCAUUGCCAGGCACAGGGUCAUGAGGACUCCAACCAACUACUACCUGUUUAGCCUGGCAGUCUCGGACCUGCUGGUGUUGGUGUUAGGAAUGCCGCUGGAGCUGUACGAGAUGUGGAACAACUACCCUUUCCUCCUCGGCCGAGCCGGCUGCUACUUCAAGAUCUUCUUCUUUGAGACUGUCUGCUUUGCCUCCAUCCUCAACGUGACGGCGCUGAGCGUGGAACGCUACAUCGCAGUGGUCCACCCGCUCAAGGCCAAGUACGUGGUGACUAGGACCCAUGCCAAACGGGUCAUCGCGGCCGUCUGGCUGGUGUCCAUUUGCUCAGCCAUCCCCAACACCAGCCUGCAUGGCAUCAAUUACCUGAGCAUCCCCUCCGGCCAGCGGAUAGAAGAGUCUGCCACUUGUACGCUCCUCAAGCCAGCCUGGAUGUACAGCCUCAUCAUCCAGGUCACCACCGUCCUGUUCUUUUUUUUGCCCAUGGCCACCAUCAGCGUCCUUUACCUCCUCAUUGGCCUCCAACUGAAGAGGGAGAAGCUGGUGUCCGAGCUCAAGCCUGCGCUAGGCAGCGGCCAAUACCAGACCAUCCGAAUGCAACAGGAGAAGAUCAAGAGGCGUCAAGUCACGAAAAUGCUGUUCGUGCUAGUCAUUGUCUUCGGGAUUUGCUGGGCCCCGUUUCACACGGAACGAUUGAUGUGGAUCUUGAUCCGCAACUGGACCGGAGAGCUGCACAGGCUGUAUCAGUUUACACACAUCAUUUCGGGCGUCUUCUUCUACCUGAGCUCGGCAGUGAACCCGGUGCUCUAUAACCUCAUGUCCACGAGGUUCAGGGAGAUGUUUAAAGAGGUGAUGUGCAGACGCCGAAGGACCCGGGGAUCGAAGCCGGGCCGCUAUUCAGCGAGCAUGACCAAGACCAUGACACCCAGCUCGGUCCUGGAGUCCGGCCACGGUAACGGACCUCCCAUGUCUGACAUGGAAGAUUACUGAUCACUAAUGAUACCUUGAAUGUAGCAACGCGGACGACAAUUACAUUUUAUUUUCCAAAUCGA
Molecule: messenger RNA, 1310 nt
Organism: Callorhinchus milii (elephant shark)
Lineage: Eukaryota; Metazoa; Chordata; Chondrichthyes; Chimaeriformes; Callorhinchidae
Gene: nmur1a
Product: neuromedin U receptor 1a
Exons: 2
Coding region: 1-1248 (415 amino acids)
Biological process (GO): G protein-coupled receptor signaling pathway
Cellular component (GO): plasma membrane
Molecular function (GO): neuromedin U receptor activity
Source: RefSeq, a predicted model, not a curated record